Bombyx mandarina (wild silkworm) is the source of this 1863-nucleotide messenger RNA. RefSeq lists its product as uncharacterized. Lineage: Eukaryota; Metazoa; Arthropoda; Insecta; Lepidoptera; Bombycidae. The record is from RefSeq and is a predicted model, not a curated record.
AUGAAACCAGACCCGAAGGCUUGCUGUGUGAUCUGUCAACUUGUUUUCUGCUGUGGCGACUGCCGCCAAAGACACGAAAAGUUCGUGCACGGCUUGACUUACGACUGCCCGAUCUGCAGAGGCUCCAACUAUCUCUGCAACCCACAAACUUUGACUGAAGAUUUCAUAAAACAUAUUUUCCAAGAACAUCUUCCCCUGUACUGCAAAAAGUGUAACAAGCAAUUCAAUAGAAUGGAAGAUCUUAUCAAUGUCGAAGAAUGUACUAGUAUAUCGGAGUUAAUUAAAGAAAAUGAGAUAAAAGCUAAAGAAAUUAACGUCGAUGUUAAAUUUGAUUCGUUAUACGAAAAAAUUUUAGAUGAAGCUCAAACUAAAGCCAAUAGAACAGCAGUUAUAACCCCUGUUGUUAGAAAGAAACAUAUAGUUGAUUACGAAUCUAGCGAAAGCGACGAAGAUAAUCUACCGGAAGGUAUUGGAACCCCUCACCCGGAAGCAGCUGGUAAAACUCCUAGAUUAAAAAGACAAAGGGUGGCUACUCCACAUGUUAAGAAACUGCUUAGUCUGAUGAGACAGAAGGUCGUCGAAGAGUAUGAGGAGACGCUAGAUGAUGGAAAUGUUGAUGGAUCUCCUGUUACUAAAACCACUCCAUCGAGGAAUGAAAAUGAAACAGAAGAACAAAAGGAGAUGACCACACCAACUUCUCAUGUACUAAAUCUGAUGAAAUUGGCCCAAACGGUGACCACAAGUACUCCGACACAUCCGAUCGCUGGUAGUUGGUCACUGUUCAAAGAUCCUGGAGCUGAUUCACCACUAUCUGAAAUUGAAAACACAGAGAGUCCUGCACAGAGUAUAGGAAAUGAGCCUUCGAAAUCUGAAUCUGAAUCUGUGCCUCCUAAACUUAAAAGUAUUAUUGUCACUGGCACUCGACUGAAGCUUGGAAGUCAAGAUAGUUCAGAAAAACACGUGACCUUUCAGGAUUCCAAUAACGCUGACGUUUCGAGCAAAACUAAAAAGGUCAAAUUUGCUGACGAUACGGUUUUUCAACAGGAACCUAAAUUAAAAAGGGUGUUCCGAAAACCGAAACGCAUGUUGACCCCGGGUCCACAAAAACGUUUCUGCUACAACCCACGUUUCCAAGCUCUGAUCAAUCGUUUCGAGAAUCAGGGUUACACGUUAACUAGAACUCCUGUAACGAAUAGAGAGAAACCUCAAGAAACUACCCCACCAGUAGGAGAACCUUCAAAUCUGCCAGCUAGAGCUAUUAAUUUCAAAGAAGAGAGUCCGAUAAUCGAUGGAAACUAUUCAAGGGAUAGUGAAGAAUCAUACAAAACAUGUAUAGAUUCUCCACAAUUAGGCAUGAGCACGGCUUUAACAGCAUUAACAGCCAACAUAGCUGGAUCCUUGCAAAACUGCCUGAGCAAUAUUCUUAGAACAUCGGAUGACGAAACUGAAAUACAAUUUAAAUUUACCAUUACAAAGAAGAAAUUUAACCUUAGAAAUGUUGCUGAAGCUGAUAAUGAUGAUGAGGCUGAAAAUUUAGAACCAAAUAAAGAAAACAUUUGGUCUACUGUCGCCAAAGCGGUGAAAAAUGUGUUUUGGGGAGAACAAGCAUCAACAACCCCAUACAAGUCCGAAUCGUCAAUGGACUCUUCCUCGUCCAAACGUAAGUGCCAGGAUAUGACCGAUCCUGACACCAGUCCUCUGAACCACAAGAAGCACAAGUACGAGGGCCGGAUUAGGGGUAGACCUCCAUUGAGGAGUAAAUUCGGAGUAUCAAGCUUAAGAAGCUCCCAUUCUGCUGAACAGCAUUCUAUGAUCAAGGAAGUAUCUUUUAACCAGGAUGAUGCGAUGAACUUGAGCUUUUGA